AUGGCACCCGAAGAUGACUUGAUAAUAGAGAAUAACAGCAGAUCCAAAGUCCCACACAUCUGCGUCGUCGGUUCCAUCAACAUCGACUUCGUUACAUAUGCAUCGCGCAUUCCUGGUCCCGGGGAGACUUUGACCGCGAGAGCUUUUUCGACCUGGGCUGGAGGGAAGGGACUGAACCAGGCAGUUGCCUGCGCUCGCGCGUCCUUCAAUUUCCUUGCUCAGCCAGACAUGCUGGUCAAUCUGAUUGGUACCGUUGGAGCAGAGGAUCACUUCUACGACACACUCGUCAAGCCAAUAUGUGAUGGUUGUCGAGUCAGCACCGUCCACGUCAACAGAAGGUGCAGCGGCCAGACUGGUUCAGCUAGUAUCAUCGUGGAUGAAAGCUCCGCGGGACAGAACCGGAUUCUUGUUGUACCUGGCGUCAACCACUCGGGAAUGAGCGACGCAACCCAGAUAUGUGAUGCUAUCGCACGACAAAAGGUCGAAUGCGAUGUUGUAUUGUUACAGGGCGAAAUUCCGAGAUCGACGGUCCUGAAACUGUUGUGUGUUCUCAACGAUCCAAGCUGCAGACGACAUGUCAUAUUCAACCCGGCUCCUGUGUUCCCGGAUGGUAUACCGCCGACAUCGCUCAAAGGGACUGCCGUGCUGGUGAUGAAUGAAACCGAGGCAGGGCAGAUAGCGAGCUUCAUGUUGACUGCUCCGAGAAAUGGCUCGUCGUCACCUCUGAACGAACAAGAUUUUGCCGGGCAGCUCCACAAGCUGUUGCACGUCAAAAUCGUGCUAAUCACCCUAGGGGCGCGAGGGGUAUUCUUUUCGACCUGCUCGGGCUUGCAAGGCCGGUGUCCGGCUCGAGCAGUGAGGCAGGUUGUAGACACAACUGCAGCAGGAGACACCUUCGUCGGCUACUUUGCUAGCGGAUUCGCCAAGUUCAUGGCCACCGGAGCAACGAUUGAAAGCUUUGACGCCAAAAUCGAGUCCGUCAUCCAGGACGCAACCAUGGCAGCAGGUCUUUGCGUAGAGCGCCCGGGUGCAAGCCAGAGCAUUCCGUUUGCGUAUGAGAUCGCAGACCAUGCAGUUUGUACUCCGGAGACGGACGGGCGUGCGGCGCUCAUAGAUGGCAGGAAGUAG
Messenger RNA from Fonsecaea multimorphosa CBS 102226, 1128 nucleotides. RefSeq lists its product as uncharacterized. The transcript has a single exon. The record is from RefSeq and is a predicted model, not a curated record. Gene Ontology annotation, biological process: D-ribose metabolic process. The coding region runs from base 1 to 1128 and encodes 375 amino acids. Gene Ontology annotation, molecular function: ribokinase activity. NCBI's taxonomy places the organism in Eukaryota, Fungi, Ascomycota, Eurotiomycetes, Chaetothyriales, Herpotrichiellaceae.